Messenger RNA from Drosophila serrata, 2326 nucleotides. Its product is annotated as major heat shock 70 kDa protein Bc. NCBI's taxonomy places the organism in Eukaryota, Metazoa, Arthropoda, Insecta, Diptera, Drosophilidae. The record is from RefSeq and is a predicted model, not a curated record. Gene Ontology annotation, molecular function: ATP binding; ATP-dependent protein folding chaperone.
GUUCUCUUCGCAGCAAAUCAAAACAAGCAAGCAAACUGAAAACAUCGCGAAAGCGAAAAAGCAAACCAAAACAAACCGAGCUGAACAAGCUAAGUGCAUUAAAUUGCAGAAUUAAAGUUAUUCAAGCUAAAAAGUAUUGAAGACAAGCAAAAAGUUAAGCAACUUGGAAAAGCGACAACACCCGACUUUUAGCAAGUCUGAAAGUUACAAAUCUCAGAAGUAAGAAACAAGAGGUAUCCACAAAACACACAAAAUGCCUGCCAUUGGAAUCGACUUGGGCACCACGUACUCCUGCGUGGGCGUCUACCAGCACGGCAAGGUGGAAAUCAUUGCCAACGACCAGGGCAACCGCACCACACCAUCCUACGUGGCAUUCACGGACUCCGAGCGUCUGAUCGGCGACGCCGCCAAGAACCAGGUGGCGAUGAACCCCCGGAACACAGUGUUCGACGCCAAGCGCCUCAUCGGACGCAAGUACGACGACCCAAAGAUCGCGGAGGACAUGAAGCACUGGCCCUUCAAGGUGGUCAGCGACGGCGGAAAGCCCAAAAUCGGCGUGGAGUUUAAGGGCGAGGCCAAGCGUUUUGCCCCCGAGGAGAUCAGCUCAAUGGUGCUGGUCAAGAUGCGGGAGACGGCGGAGGCCUAUCUGGGCGAGAGCGUCACGGACGCGGUCAUCACUGUGCCAGCCUACUUCAACGACUCCCAGCGCCAGGCCACCAAGGACGCCGGCCGCAUCGCUGGACUGAACGUGCUCCGAAUCAUCAACGAGCCCACGGCGGCAGCACUGGCCUACGGCCUGGACAAAAAUCUUCAGGGAGAGCGCAACGUGCUCAUCUUUGACCUGGGUGGCGGCACCUUUGACGUCUCCAUCCUGACCAUCGACGAGGGAUCUCUGUUCGAGGUACGGGCCACCGCAGGAGACACACACCUGGGCGGUGAGGACUUCGACAACCGGCUGGUCACGCACCUGGCGGAUGAGUUCAAGCGCAAGUACAAGAAGGACCUACGUUCCAACCCGCGCGCCUUGCGUCGUCUACGUACGGCUGCCGAGCGGGCCAAGCGCACACUGUCCUCCAGCACGGAGGCCACCAUCGAGAUUGACGCGCUGUUCGAAGGCAACGACUUCUACACCAAGGUGAGCCGUGCACGCUUCGAGGAGCUGUGUGCAGACCUCUUCCGCAACACCCUGCAGCCCGUGGAGAAGGCGCUUACCGACGCCAAGAUGGACAAGGGCCAGAUUCACGACAUAGUGCUCGUGGGCGGCUCCACCCGUAUCCCCAAGGUGCAGAGCCUGCUGCAGCAGUUCUUCCACGGCAAGAGCCUGAACCUCUCCAUCAACCCAGACGAGGCGGUGGCCUACGGAGCCGCCGUGCAGGCCGCAAUCCUUAGCGGGGACCAGACUGGCAAGAUCCAGGACGUGCUGUUGGUGGAUGUAGCACCCCUCUCGCUCGGCAUCGAGACCGCCGGCGGGGUGAUGACCAAACUGAUUGAGCGCAACUGCCGCAUCCCUUGCAAGCAGACGAAGACCUUCUCCACGUACUCGGACAACCAGCCCGGAGUUUCCAUCCAGGUAUAUGAGGGCGAACGUGCGAUGACCAAGGACAACAAUGCUCUGGGAACCUUCGACCUGUCCGGCAUCCCGCCGGCCCCCCGAGGAGUGCCCCAGAUCGAGGUCACCUUCGACAUGGACGCUAACGGCAUCCUGAACGUCUCUGCCAAGGAGAUGAGCACGGGCAAGGCCAAGAACAUCACCAUCAAGAACGACAAGGGACGGCUCUCGCAGGCGGAAAUCGACCGCAUGGUGAACGAGGCCGAGAAGUAUGCCGACGAGGACGAGAAGCAGCGGCAGCGCAUCACCUCUCGAAACGCGCUUGAGAGCUACGUCUUCAACGUAAAGCAGGCUGUGGAGCAGAGUGGCUCUGGAAAGCUGGACGAAGCCGAUAAAAACUCCGUUCUGGAGAGAUGCAAUGAGAUUAUCCGCUGGCUGGACACCAACACCACCGCUGAGAAGGAGGAGUUCGACCACAAGCUGGAGGAGCUUACCCGCCACUGCUCCCCCAUUAUGACAAAGAUGCAUCAGCAGGGAGCGGGAGGAGCCGCUGGUCCUGGAGCCAACUGUGGUCAGCAGGCCGGUGGCUUUGGAGGAUACUCUGGCCCCACUGUGGAGGAAGUCGACUAAGAGGACUUUGUGUUCACAAGUAUUAGCGGAUCUCAUUCCUAAUUUAUCAUUUUUAAGACUGAUUCGGAUUUUUGGUUGAGAACUCAAAAGAAAUCUUACAACACCCUUGUCCUAAGAUAGUUAUAGAAUGUUACAUAUAUGCUUAAC